This is a messenger RNA of Lasiodiplodia theobromae, 933 nucleotides long. RefSeq names its product Phytanoyl-CoA dioxygenase. The transcript is spliced from 3 exons. Lineage: Eukaryota; Fungi; Ascomycota; Dothideomycetes; Botryosphaeriales; Botryosphaeriaceae. The record is from RefSeq and is a predicted model, not a curated record. The coding region runs from base 1 to 933 and encodes 310 amino acids.
AUGCCUACUGCCACCAAAGAAUAUGGCCCAGAAGUCCAGAAAGUCCCUGCAACGACUCCGCUGGAGGAUAUCCUAUACCUGUUGAAACGCGAUGGAGGUGUAUUCAUCAAAGGCUUGGUUCCGACAGAAGACGUCGACAAAGCAUAUGAUGAAGUCCGCGAGACACUCGACAAUGACGUCGAAUGGGAGGGCAACUUCUUCCCGAAGGAGACGCAGCGGGCCUCGGCGCUCAUCAUGAGAAGCCCGACGUACGUGAAGACACAGUUGAUGAAUCCACUGUAUCAGCAGGUAAUCGAUCAUUUUCUCACCACUAGAAGCUGGUUCUGGUGGGGCGACGAAAGGAAGGAGUCAGUGUCGAAGCCGCAGGUGCACUCCUGCGUUGCCAUGCGCAUUGGGCCGGGAGGAAAGGCGCAGCCAUUGCAUAGAGAUGAUUACAUCAGUCACAACAUCCAUGAAGAGAUUGACCAGUGGGAUGAUGAACGAGACAAGAAUCGCGAGUCGGCAAUCGGCAUGUUCGUUGCUGGCUCCCGAGUCACAAAAGAAAACGGAGGGACGGCUUUCAUUCCACGCAGCCAUUUAUGGGGCAAUGAUCGCAAAACACCCCCACGGGUUGAUCAAUGCAUCUUCGCAGAGAUGGAAAAAGGCGAUGCUUUCAUCAUGCUUGCUUCAGCUUUCCAUGGCGGCGGAAACAACACUACAAAAGACGAGAAGCGGCUAGUCUUUUCAACAUUUUCAGUGCGAGGCUACCUUCGUCAAGAAGAGAAUCAGUUCCUAGCCGUCCCCAAGGAAGUUGCGAGGAAAUAUGACCGGUCGGUCCAGGAUUUCAUGGGCUACUCUAUGAGUGAACCUGCCGGUGGAUGGGUUGAACAGAUGGACCCCAUAUACGCGCUUAGGCCAGAGCUGAAGGAAGGCGUGCGGCCAACAGACUAUUAG